UUGUCGUUAUUAAUAAUAUUAUUAACAUUUCAUGGAUAAAAGAAUUUCAAGUUCAUUCCGAUUCUCACCUUAUUCCGAUGUUAGCUUCUUUUCAUUCAAGAUUAUCAUUUAAACUCUUCCUUGUCCUGUUAAUGAGUGAAUACAUAAAGGUAAAUGUAAAUUACAUUUUGUAGAUUCUCAUCAACACUAUUUAGUAACAAUUAACAAAUGAUUAGAGUUUAAUCUCAUGUUGAGCUUUUCACACUUUACGGGUUAAUCUAGUUUGUUGUUGACCUUAAUUACAUUGGUUUUGCAUCAAUUUGGUCUGUCCAUUGAAAAUUGUUGAUUCCUUUAAGUUGGACAUUGAGUUUUGAUUUGAUUUGAUUUUUUCAUUGCAUUUGUAAGUAUUUUCAUUUCAUCCUCACUUGGGUUCAAUUUAAUCAACUAUUGAUCAACUUGCUAAGUUGUUGGCAAUUAGAUAUGGUUUGAUGAAUUAAUAAGUUGAACAGGUUAAGGUCAAGUUUAUGAUGUAAAGCCUGAAAAUUGAAAGGUAAAUACUAUUAUUAUUGAGAUUAUUCAUGUGAUUAUGAUUAAAAUUGAUUCUGUUCAGGAUGAUGGGAAUGAGGAACCCUAAAAUUUAGGAUAAACAGUUAAAAUUGGAUCCCAAAAAUGGAUAUUAUUAGAUCACUUUUUGAUUAAAUGUAGUUUACAAUGGUUCGUUGAUUUUUUCACUUGUUAGUUGAUGGUUUUUUGUGUGUUAAUAAUUGAAAUGAAACAUGGUUUUGUUGGUUAAUGAUUAAGAUUAAUCAAAAUGACAAUUGUUAUGACAAGUAUGAAGACUUGAAAGACAAGAUUCAAUUUAUAAGAUCAUUAAGACUAACAAAGUCAUCAUUAGUAUAUGUUUACAUCUAUUUGUCUUACUGUUUAACCAUUAGAUUUAUAAACAUUGAAAGGAUUUGUUGAUAAUCAAGAUUUUAAUCAUUCAUGUGCACUCAAAUCAUGAUUAAAGAUUUAUUUGCUUAAUUAUUAAUUAAAAAUUAAGAUUCUCGUUUGUAGAUCGAUUCGUAGUUGUAUUCAUUAUCCAAUAUAUCUGUUAUCUUAUAUCUUUUAAAUCAAUCUUGGUUCAUCGAUAUUGAUAGCUAUUGUUUAUUAUUAACGGUUUCAUUGUUGCGCUCGUUGUGUUUUAUUAUUUAUGAAUGUUUCAUACUCCUGAUUUAAUUUAAUUCAACUUCUAACUCUAUUUCUAUGAAUUGGUGAAAAUCUUCAUCUCAUAAUUAGAAAUAUCUUCUAAUUUACUUUCUGGUUACUUGUCAGCAAAGUGCUCUUAUCAAAUCAGAAGAUGCCAGUACAACUCCAAAGGUGUUUGUCACCAUUCCUAACCAGUCUAAAAAUAGAUCAGACGAUUCAAUACCAGCUCUUCCUUUGGCUCAAGCCCUGACGUCUGGAGAUAUUGCUUCUGGUUUAUCAAGCCUUUGGGCAAAAGCUGAUUUAUUACCACUGAGCGAUGAAGACUUUCCAAUGGCGUUGUAUUCAUCUGGCUCAUUGGCUGGAUCGUCUAACGCUGCCGCAUCUAACUCCGUAAAAGAGUCUAACGAUAAUUCAGUCUCUGAAAUAUCAGCCAACAAACCAUCUUCAGAUAAUAUCAGUUCACCAGAAGUUUUGAAACGAGUUGGUUGGUCUGGUGAUCAAUCAAAAUAUUCUGGUGACACUAAGGGUUGGUCUAAACAGAUUGGACAAUCUAUUGGUUCACAAGAUUUAGAUAAACCUGGGUCAGCUCAACCUAGUCAUAUGCAAUCAAUUAACCAUCAAUCUGAUGAAAUUAAAUCAUCACCAAUGUCUACCUCCGUAACCAAUAUGGAAAUGGUUGAUUUAACUGCUGCAGCAACUUCAAAUAAUUAUGAAGCUCCUUCAUCUGGUUCUAAUUCUGGUUCAUCUAAUGACGGAUCUUCAUCUUCAAUGGGAAGUAACUCUGGAAAUGGUAAUUCUGGAAGCGGCAGUGGAGGACGUUACUCUUCAUACAACUCUGACAACCCUCGUACUCGAACUCGAUAUGGAUUCCGCGUUGGAUCAAACUCCCGACACCGAGAACCAGAGUUUUCAUCUUCAUCCAACUACGACGAUUUCGCACCACCAGACUAUCCAUCUGGAUCAAGCUCAGGCGUUGAUUCAGGAUAUGUAGAUUCAUAUGAAUCUGGCCCUCCACCUCCACCACCAAGUGGCUCAUCAAGUUCUGGAGAAGAUUAUCGAGGACGAAUUCCCGAUGGUGAUCGACACAACCCAUCUCAUGACAUGAAACAUUCUGAUGGCCCACCACCACCACCGCCACCACCAACAACUCACAGUCAUGAAAACUAUGAUCGUGAUUUACCUCCAAGACAAAAGUAUUCAGGUUAUCGACCAAGAUAUCGAACUAAGCAACACUUCAUGUCUUCAUCAGCUUCAUGGCCCGAGUUUUCUGAAUGGGAAUCACCAUCUUCCUCAGACAGAGGUUGGUUAUCAUCAUUAUUUGGCAGCGGCUCUGGAUACAAAUCAUCAUCUAGACCCAACAGAUAUCGAAGUCCAUUUGGUUUAACAACUUCAGCAGAAACAAUUCCAUUAUCAUCUUUGCCAUCAAGUUUCUUCGAUGAUGCCAUUCCAUAUUAUAAGCCACACACUCAUCAUCAUACUCACCCUCAACCACCUCCACCAUCAGUCCCAAUGCAUUCCCCUAUGCCACAACCUCGACCAUCAACAUGGUUUAGUUGGGGUGGAAAUGGAUUAAGACCUCAUGCCUCUACCCUUCGACCUUCAUACUCAUUCGGCGGUUAUGGCUACGGUGGUGCUUACGGUCCACGACCUCUUAUGUCAACCGCUCCACCGCCACCUCCAUCUCCUUACAGUUACUCUUAUGGUGGUCUCCCUUCAAGCAGCUCAAUGAUGCCAGUUUCUGUUCGAAGCCCAUUUACUUUUGGCUCCAUGAUGAGUUCACCAUCAAUGUCUUAUCCUCUUAAAAUGGCCUACCCUUCACCUUAUACUUCCGGGUUUGCUUUUAGAUCACCUUAUCCUUUGUAUAGACCUUUCAUGCCCUCAACUGAUUUAGCAUUUGCUGAAUCAUUCAGAAAACCUAACACCAGUGAGAAGAUGGAAAGUUCAGCCUCUCAAGCAGCAAUGGCCUUUGCUUCUCCACCUUCAUCUGGUUUAUCUCAUCCUCAUCCUCAACCCUCUCCUCCUCAAAUCCCAAUGUUAACUGGACCAAAUGGUGCUUAUCUCAAUCCAUUUGUUAAUCGUCCAGGAUCAAACGGUAUGGUAGAUCCUAUUUUUAAUUUUUUCAAUCCAGGGCCAACCAACUCGGUUACUGAGAAGCCAUCUGAAUCAUCUGGAUCAUCUGGAACAUCUUCAUCACCCGAGGGUACAACUGCAUCACCUGUAGCUAAAAAGAACACUGGACUUUUCUCUGGUUUAAGGAAAAUUUUUUAACACAGUAAUACAAUGACUGUUAACAAUCAUAGAUACAAAAUUUAAAUCACUCAAUUACCACCAAUACAAUACUUUAUUUAUCCCAAAUUUAUUCAAUAAUAAAUUUUACUUUUUUAUUUUUCUUAA
This is a messenger RNA of Tetranychus urticae (two-spotted spider mite), 3561 nucleotides long. RefSeq lists its product as uncharacterized. The record is from RefSeq and is a predicted model, not a curated record. NCBI's taxonomy places the organism in Eukaryota, Metazoa, Arthropoda, Arachnida, Trombidiformes, Tetranychidae.